AUUUAAAUUAUGAGUGCCUGCAUAUAUUGUUGUCUCAUUUAUUUGAUAGCAGGUAUUAUUUAUCCACUGAAGCAGACCUACUAAGCUUAUAAAUUAAAAGAUGAACUAUCAACCUGGAUUAUAUAUUGGAUUUUAAUGAGUUCAAUAUAUUUAUUAGAAUAAAUAUCAUUUGAUGUCUUGUUCAUGUAUUUAUUGUUUAAAUCUCAAAAGGAUUCCAGGAUAUUCACUAUUGAAGACUUUAUAUGCAGUCUGGCUUUAUCAUGAAAAAACUAAAGGAGCUUCACUUGUUGGCACUUUCCUUAAUCCUACAUUUAAGAAAAUAAAAGACAUUAUGAUUCCAUUUUAAGAGCGCUUAAAUUUUCUUGAAUAAGUUAAAUGAAUUUAUCAUAUAAUUUUUCAAAGAAUCAUUAU
Molecule: messenger RNA, 411 nt
Organism: Paramecium sonneborni
Lineage: Eukaryota; Ciliophora; Oligohymenophorea; Peniculida; Parameciidae
Source: the annotation of a GenBank genome assembly